UUAAAUUUUUGAUAGCAUAAUCGGUAGAACGCCACGAAUUUUGGCACUUUUUAAAAAUCAAAGUUCAUAACGCCAGUCCAUGUAGUCUGUAACAAAUUGUGAUGAGAUUAACAUUCAGAAACCGACAGAAAUUGACUGCAAACGUUCAACAAAGCUUUCAUUAAAUAGAAAACGGAUCCAUUUUAUUGAAUUUUUCGCCACUCAACUGCGCUAUGGCAUACAAUCGACUAGUGUUCAAGAGAGAGGUGGAUGCUGCCGAAACAGCAGACUCCUUCAUUACUCCCACAUACGAAACACAUUUUUUUAGUCGCAGACAUCGCACUAGCACAGCUGCAUAUGCAGAUGGACUAGAAAAUGUGUCCCCAUACCUACGUAUCUUUGAUAGUUCCACUAGACCAGGAUGAGAAGGUUAAUAAGCGCAUCGCUGAGUCAGCUGAGAUGGAAAAACUGGCAAAAUGGGGUGUGGUAUCGAUCUAUAUAUGCAUUACACUACUUUCACUGGGACUACUGUUUUUAUCUGUUCGACUGCUAUUGAAGAAAAGACGAGGAAAGGAUGGCAAAAAUGGGACAAGAGUAACGGAUCUCAAAGCCGUACAAUAUAAAGUGAAGGUGCAACCUGACAUGGAAGAAUUGACUCAAAAGAACGAAGAGUUGGACGAAGAUGGAAUUAAUUUGGGCAAAUUGAAAUACAAGUUGGAUUAUGACUUCAGUGCCAAUAGCCUUCACGUAACUGUUAUACAAGUGGAAGAUUUACCUGCUUUGGAUGUGGGAAGUUUAUCGAAUCCGUUUGUUAAACUCUACUUAUUGCCAGAUAAAAAGAAAACGUUCGAAACCCAAAUUUAUCGAAAGACGCUCAAUGCACUAUUCAACGAAACAUUCGUUUUCAAGAAUCUUCCGUACGCUAAAGCUAUGAACACAACACUCGUUCUUGCAGUUUUUGACUUUAGUAAGUUCACGAAACGAGAAAUUGGUGAAGUGCAAGUGCCAUUGUGUCAGAGCGACUUGACACAGACAACCGUUGUAUCGAACAUACGGAAAAUCCGCAGUACAAGCAUUCCCAAGAACUAAAGCCGCUCGCUGCAUAUCAAUCAGAUAUUAUCCAUGAAAAAUUGAACCUAGAGAUGAGAAAUACAAACAAAUUUGAUAAUUGUAACAAUGAAAACAGUACACAUAUUCAAUACAUUUGCCACUUGAAAGCCAAAACAGAGUCUAGGCAAACACACUUUUUAUAUUUUGAAUUGAUGAUAUAUUGUUUAUACCACAUAUCACCAAAUCAGUUGAAAAUUGUUAUCUUAUUUUAAUAUAACACAAACAAUGACUCUUCACUCAAGUGUAGUUGUAGAGAUACAGUUUUGAAACGAGUAAAUAAUCCAAAUAGCUACCAAAGUAAUUUAAAUGUUUAUGUUUCAGAAAAAGCUCGAAUACAAUAAAAAUGUCCAAUGUUCAAGUGGUGACAUUUAGAUAUUUUCUUCAAUAAUAAUGACUCAACUAGUGAAUCAUUUGCCAAAGGAUGGGAUUAACGCUAAUUUGUUCGUUUUGGAAUAUUUUUAGCAUGGAUUUGCCUCAAGUAUACUUUGCCGGCACAAAUAUCUACUUUUUACUAUCGUACUUUUCUGUAUGAUAAGGAAUUGAUAAUGAGACGUUUAUCCGUAAUACCGAGACAGAAAAUAAUUGAAAGUAAUUUUGUUUGAAAUACAUAUAGGCCAUUGUAAUCUACCGAAUGGUAAUAA
Molecule: messenger RNA, 1730 nt
Organism: Sitodiplosis mosellana (orange wheat blossom midge)
Lineage: Eukaryota; Metazoa; Arthropoda; Insecta; Diptera; Cecidomyiidae
Product: synaptotagmin 1-like
Exons: 6
Coding region: 355-1068 (237 amino acids)
Biological process (GO): cellular response to calcium ion; synaptic vesicle endocytosis; regulation of dopamine secretion
Cellular component (GO): axon; dense core granule; synaptic vesicle membrane
Molecular function (GO): clathrin binding; calcium-dependent phospholipid binding; calcium ion binding
Source: RefSeq, a predicted model, not a curated record